CGUCGCGUUCAUCCAAUCACUCAGAAUCCAUCCACACUCCUAAUCUUACUCCUGUCCUCUUGUCGCUCUCUCUCUUGCUCCUCACCACCUCUUGAUACUUGGAAACCAGCCCCAGUCAUCUGGCGACCCGACGCCGAGCAGCCGGCGACUUAAUCGAGGCCGCGAACGCCACCCCGCCAUCUCCGUGCCUCCCUAACUUCGUCCCGCCAUCCCAUCCACUAUCCAUCAUCAACCCUCCUCAUCCUCUUCCUACUCCGUGGCUCUGAUUGCUGCGUGCACUCCGUCACGAUGCUCCUGUCCGAGCUUGUCCUGGCGAAGGGUGGGCCACUCGCCAAGAUCUGGCUCACCGCCCACCACGAACGCAAGCUCACCAAGCAGCAGACCCUUAACGUCGACAUCGAGGACAGUUGUGAGGCGAUCUUGGGUCAGACCGACGAUAAUCCUGUUGCGCUCCGGAUAUCGGGGCAGCUCAUGCUCGGUGUUACCCGCAUCUAUGGCAGGCAAGCACAGUACCUCCUUGAAGACUGCCGCGACACACGCGAGCGCAUAACGGCCUUUCAGCCAGGCCUCGUAGAUCUGCCUGAUGACCAGAUCCGCGCCCCCAACGCAGCGAUCACGCUUCCCCAACUCAGCGAGGCGACUAUGGCCGCGAGCGCUAUGGAUUUCUGGGACUGGAGUGUGUCGGUGUAUGAGCCCACGGGUCUCCACACUGCCCCCUUCAACAAGACCAACAUUCGCGGGUCGAGAGAAUACGGCGCGUUCAAUUUUGGGCGGCCACGCACAAGCAGCAUCUACGGCGGCUCGGUUGGGUCGCGGAGCAACACAAGCGACGAAGACUACACGAGCCGCCUUGACAGCAAUGAGAUGUUCGCUCCCAUGGACCUGGGAAUCGAGAAUCUCGACUUUGACAUGAGCAUGGAAAUCGGGCGCGGCGGUAGCCAGGCUCACGAGAUGCGGCACUCCACCCCCCCCCAACUACAUGAACUCCAUGAGGGGAUGGCCAUUGACCCAGACUUCAGCAUGGGACCAAUGGAUCUCGACCUCGACUUCCCUCCUGAUGAGCUCCCGGCGUUGAUGGAGAACCGGUCGUCCUCGCCCGCCUCGAGUGCACUUACCACGCCCCCUCCAGCAUCCCCUCCGCCUAUGCCCGUAUCGCCAGGGACGGCCAAGCGUCUCGAAGCCGUUGCCAAAAGGGCAAGGCGGGUGCGCGUUCUCCGCCCCGACCACGAGCUUGAGCUGCCAGAUGAAGCGUUCACAGAUGAGUCGGCGCAGGAGCACCAGGCGGAACCGACUUUCAUUCCGGACGAUGCGACGGCGCACGUGCGGGCCGCUGCAGCCGAUGUCGACCUCGUACUCCCCGUCUACAAAGAGGAAGGGGAGCGCUUUAUCAUGGCUGGGCCAAGCUACCUCCCUCCCGCGCUGGAGGAGCUUUUCACUUUCCCCAUUCACACUCUUCGCCGGAGACGGGUGGAGGGCGAGCGAGAGGAGUCGCCGAAGCGGCCACGUUUGGAAUCGGAAAUGGACUACGAUCUUGAGAUUGCGCGCCGCCGCAGCCGCACACGGACGCCAGGUAUGGCGAGCAUGGCCGGUGACUUGGGGCUGGAGAACCUGGACAUGGACCUGAGUCUGCUCGAGGGCGAUCCCCUUGACCUCCCCGCCUACGAGCCGGACGUGCCCUUUAGCAGUCCUCGAAGCCAAAUUUCGCGCUACUCGCGCAUGCCCUCGAUUGCCGGCAGUCGGGCAGAGAGCAUCGCCCGCGCCGUGCAGGAACACGACACUGAGGGCCCGCCCCUCGCCAUCUUCGACGGAGGGGAGAGCGCUGUCGGCUCGCAGUUCACCGGAACUGGCAAGGGCACGGGCGGGUUCAGCAAGACGACAGGCAUGGCGAUGGGCGUGCUCCGGCGCGAAAUCGAGGCGAUCGAGUCUACCUUGAGUGAGGGAGAGGGGGUGACGUUCACCAGGGUUGCGCGGGGCGCGACCAAGCGCGCGGCAUCGCAGUUUUUCUUCGAGCUGUUGGUGUUGGGGACACGGGACGCGGUGGGGUUGAAGCAGGAGCAGGCGUUUGGCGACAUUGAGGUCGUGCCGCGGCCGGGGUUGUGGGAGACCGGCGCGAGAGGGGCCGAGGGCGUGUCGGCGUCGGCACCGGUGUCAGAAGUCUAAUUUCCUAUCGUAGUCUGUAGUACAUGUAUCCACUUGCC
Cutaneotrichosporon oleaginosum is the source of this 2198-nucleotide messenger RNA. RefSeq lists its product as uncharacterized. Gene Ontology annotation, molecular function: chromatin binding; protein binding. Gene Ontology annotation, cellular component: mitotic cohesin complex. Gene Ontology annotation, biological process: replication-born double-strand break repair via sister chromatid exchange; mitotic sister chromatid cohesion. Lineage: Eukaryota; Fungi; Basidiomycota; Tremellomycetes; Trichosporonales; Trichosporonaceae. The record is from RefSeq and is a predicted model, not a curated record.